Messenger RNA from Boeremia exigua, 1991 nucleotides. RefSeq lists its product as uncharacterized. The transcript is spliced from 2 exons. The coding region runs from base 68 to 1915 and encodes 615 amino acids. The record is from RefSeq and is a predicted model, not a curated record. NCBI's taxonomy places the organism in Eukaryota, Fungi, Ascomycota, Dothideomycetes, Pleosporales, Didymellaceae.
GUCUGACAUUCACUUCGUUUCUUUUUGACUGCUCUGGAGCCGUCGUCCAUUCUUUCCUCCAAACAUCAUGAAGCUUUUCGGCGCAGACGUUCUUUGUGCGGCAUUGCUGUUCGUCAAUGCUAAUGCAUUCUCGUUUGACCUUUCAAAGCGGGCUUUGAAAUUCGACGCUUCUUGUAACACCAAGUAUGGCUCGCUCACUGCAAAGCAGCUGAUAGACAAGAGUAUGGACUUGCAGCCAAAACUCGCAGCGGCUGGAAAAGACAGUCUGGACAUCCUCAUUACAGCACUCGAAUAUCAGAGCAAACCCGCUGGCGCCAACCUCAAAAAGCCUUCAGUCAGCAAAGACAAACUCGACAAGAUCAUCGCGACUUACCGUGUUCUAUUCGGUGAAAUCCAGGCAAAGAAAGCCGAUGGCACACCAAACCCGAAUUUCGAGACAGAGGCGAAGAAACACAUCGCCGCCAUCAAGGUCACGAGGGAAUCACUCGACCGUAUGACCAAGUCUGGAAAGCCAAAUCUGAUCAUCCAUUGUAAUGAUGACUGGCUUACUGAGAAAGCUCCAAAGACUGCAAAGGCUAAGCCGACUGAGAAACUGGAAACGGGCUUCCAGUAUCUUUACGACAUGGAUCGUGCUGAAUGGACGAAGGUUAAAGGAGGCAAGCCAUGCCAGGGCAAUAAGGCUGCAGUCACCUCAAUUAACAAGAACCUGCCAACGGGAGGACGAGAGAAGGGCCCGGAAAGGAUAACCUUUUGUAAAGAAUACUUGAAGCGUCAGCACCAGCUUGAGAAAGACAAGCAACCUCAUCUCUGGGACAUUUCCAAGACCAAGUUACCCGAUACCUUCACAACCUACACACAGGCUGGCAAGAAAGAUAAGACGUUGCCUUUCCAUAUCUCUGCUUUCGGUAAAAAGAUGGGCGCGAAGUGGUUCCACGAGUUCAUGCAUACGCAACUCUUUCAUCCAGUCAGGAACGAGUUUUCAGACAAGAAGAUCCCGGAUACUCAAGGAGGCACCGGGGGGUCGGCUUACGGUUUUGCUGGCGCUGUCGGACUCGCAAAACACAAGGGAAUUGCCGAAUCAUCUCGUAAUAUCGAAAAUAUCCUGUACUGGUCUUUGGCCAUGUACUACGAUCAGUGGUUGUGGAGCACUGGUAACCCUGAGGAUCCGGAGACAUUGACGGCUCCUCCGGUCAAGGCUGCUAGCAUUGAAGAAGAAGAAGGAGACUUCCAGGUGGAUGCGGCAGCGAAGAAACCACCAAAGAAGCCUACUAAGCCUGCUGAUCCGCCUAAGACAACUGCUGCACCACCACCUGCCAGCUCAAAAGCUGAUCAGCCUAUCACUUCACAGCCGCAGCUACCAGCAAAUAGCGCAGCCCCUCCAGCAUCUGUGCCACAAACCAGUCCACCCGCCAGUAACCAAGUGAGCGUUUCCAAGCCCACAUCUGCACCUUCGGUCAGCAACCCUGUGUCUGGAUCAUCCAACUCUGUCUCCGGCUCCAUGACCGGCUCGAAGACUAGCCUCGCUCGUUCAUCUUGCUCAAACACACUCUGCACACUUACCUCCUCAUCCGGCUCUGCGACGUCUUCCGAGGCCAUUCCGCAAGAAACCUUCGAGUCGGAGCCCAUGAACGCCGGCUCCAUGACUGCGGACGAGAUCAUCGCUAUCGCAGGAACCAUUGCUUCCGAGCAAGUUGCUGCGAUGGCCUUGUGGGAUCAGGCAAUUGUCGAGAUGGAUCUGCCGAGUGAAACGAUCGGGGGAGAUCCGACGGCAAGUUUAGGAACAGGGCUACCGAUGGCAACUGGUGGAGCGGGGGGCGCUAUGAAUGGAACAUGGUCUAUGCCAGCGUUGAAAGCGAGGGAGAGUAAGGAUACGAACGGAGCGAGGCAGAGAAGGAUGUAUGAUUAUGCCAGUUGAAGCAAUUGCCUAGAAGAUUGUAGAGAUGUGGAUGGCGAGAAGUGGUUUAUUGAGUAGGUCACGAAUGCAGAAGUCA